AGGAACAGAACCAAAUUGCCACAAUGGACACGGCUAUCGACCUUUCCGACGCAUCCAAGGCCCUGGAUCUCGCCAACAUCCGCUUCCAGCUCAUCCGUCUAGAGGACACAAUCACUUUCCACCUAAUCGAGCGGGUGCAGUUCCCCCUCAACAAAACAAUCUAUAUCCCCGGCGGCGUUAAAAUCCCCAAUGAACAAAUCAGCCUGAUGGACUACCUGCUUCGCGAAACUGAACGGCUGCAAUCGCGCGUCCGCCGCUACCAGUCUCCUGAUGAGUACCCGUUCUUCCCGUCUGCGCUGGAGAAACCCAUCCUACAACCGCUCGACUACCCUAAGAUCCUCCACGACAACGACGUCAAUGUCAACGAGACCAUCAAAACGCGGUACGUGCAGGAUAUUCUACCUGCGAUUUGCCCGCAAUUUGGCGGGCGCGAGGACCGUGGGGAGACGCAGGAAAAUUAUGGAUCAGCGGCGACGUGUGACGUGAGCUGUUUGCAGGCGCUAUCACGGCGCAUUCACUUCGGAAAGUUUGUGGCCGAGUCGAAGUUCCAGAAGGAGACGGAAAAGUUUGUUGCGCUGAUUAAGGCAGGGGAUCGCAAGGAAAUUGAUGAGGCGAUUACGGAUGCGAAAGUUGAGCAAAAGGUGCUGGAGCGGUUGGCGCUCAAGGCAAAGACUUACGGGACAGAUCCUGGCUUUCCUGAGCAGUCGGGGCCGAAGAUUGAUGUUCAGGCUGUGCAGGACAUGUACAAGGAAUACGUUAUCCCUUUGACCAAGGUUGUCGAAGUAGAGUACCUGAUGCAACGCCUUAAGGGCACUCAAUGGGAGUAGCUGUGCUCUCGAACAGUUCGCCAUGCCGUAACGACAAUAGACCCUAAAACAAAAAUAGAAACUUUUAUUAUGUUC
This is a messenger RNA of Aspergillus nidulans FGSC A4, 902 nucleotides long. Its product is annotated as chorismate mutase ARO7. NCBI's taxonomy places the organism in Eukaryota, Fungi, Ascomycota, Eurotiomycetes, Eurotiales, Aspergillaceae. The transcript has 3 exons. Bases 24 to 827 code for a protein of 267 amino acids. The record is from RefSeq and is a predicted model, not a curated record.